AUGUAUGUGGCAAUUCAAGCUGUUCUUUCACUUUAUGCAAGUGGUCGAACAACAGGUGUUGUUUUGGAUAGUGGUGAUGGUGUAUCUCAUACAGUACCGAUCUAUGAAGGUUAUGCUAUACCACAUGCCAUUACUCGUCUUGAUUUAGCUGGACGGGAUUUAACUGAUUGGAUGAUUCGUUUAUUAACUGAACGUGGUUAUGCAUUUACAUCGACAGCUGAACGUGAAAUUGUUCGAGAUAUUAAAGAAAAACUUUGUUAUGUUGCAUUAGAUUUUGAACAAGAAUUAGCAACUACAAGUCGUUCGAAUAGUAUUGAAAAGAAUUAUGAAUUACCUGAUGGUCAAGUAAUAACGAUUGGUAAUGAACGUUUUCGAUGUCCUGAAGCAUUAUUUGCACCGGCUACAGUGGGUCGAGAAGAGUCUGGUGUUGCUCAAAUGGUUUAUAAUACAAUUAUGAAAUGUGAUAUUGAUAUUCGAAAAGAAUUAUAUACAAAUACUAUUCUUUCAGGAGGAACAACAAUGUUUCCAGGUAUUGCUGAUCGAAUGCAAAAAGAAAUAACAGCAUUAGCUCCAUCAGCAAUGAAAAUUCGUAUUAUUGCUCCUCCAGAAAGAAAAUAUGCAGUUUGGAUUGGUGGUUCAAUUCUUAGUUCAUUAUCAACGUUUCAAGCAAUGUGGAUUUCGAAACGAGAAUAUGAUGAAUCAGGUCCAUCGAUUGUACAUCGAAAAUGUUUUUGA
Messenger RNA from Rotaria sordida, 735 nucleotides. The record is from the annotation of a GenBank genome assembly. NCBI's taxonomy places the organism in Eukaryota, Metazoa, Rotifera, Eurotatoria, Philodinida, Philodinidae.